AUGCGCAAAAAGGCCAUGCGCUUAAAGCAUCAAGUUCUCGUCACAGCACCCAUCCCAGGCCACGUGCCCCCAGAAGCCGUCCUCGCUCACAUCCAAACCUUUACGCCCCUCCUAAAGCACAAUGCAGUAUUCACAAGCUUCUCUGAGAUCCCCCCCGACACGGCACGCGUCCAAAGCGAGCCCUUCUUCGGCCCACCAAACAGCAGCGUCAGAAGCUUCCUUUGCUUUCAGCGACUAGAGCUCGUCGCGGGUUUAACGCAGGAUGAGUACUGGCCUAUUACCUUUCUCAAAAUUCACAAUGGCGUUCGCGCGCGCGUCGACGCGAGAGCUAGCGUCACGGUCUGGAUAGAGUGUCUUGUGAGACAAGCGCCAGACCCAGGGACGCCGAGUAGUAAUGGGACGCUUGUGGAGGAGUGGGAGCUUUUUGAGGAGGUGGUUGUUGAGGCGCAUGGGUUGCUUAUGCCGGAUUUGUCAGAGGAUUAUGGAUGA
This is a messenger RNA of Fusarium graminearum PH-1, 489 nucleotides long. RefSeq lists its product as uncharacterized. NCBI's taxonomy places the organism in Eukaryota, Fungi, Ascomycota, Sordariomycetes, Hypocreales, Nectriaceae. The record is from RefSeq and is a predicted model, not a curated record. The transcript is spliced from 2 exons. Bases 1 to 489 code for a protein of 162 amino acids.